GUUAUUUUUUGCAAACCGAAAAUCAACAAAAAUUUUCUUCAGUCAUUUUCAAUUAAUCGAAAUAAAUCUAAUACACACUUUAGUCAGAACUGGUUGUGCCAUUUGCAAAUAGUCGUAAAACCUUUUCGAAUCGUAAAGGGUUUAAGUUCAUACGCUGAAUAAAACAGGCCAAAUUCAAUUUCUUUUCAAGUCACACUCACAGCAACUGCAGUAUCAUUAAAAUUUUGGUGUGUCCGACCAAAAUAUAAAUACAUUGACACAUUUUUUUCAUAUAAAUACAGUCCAAAAACAAAUAAAAAACACAAAAUGUCAACCGUUGAUAAAGAUGAAUUGGUUCAAAAGGCAAAACUUGCCGAACAGUCAGAACGAUAUGAUGACAUGGCGCAAGCAAUGAAAUCUGUUACAGAAACCGGCGUAGAAUUAUCAAAUGAAGAACGAAACCUUCUCUCAGUUGCUUACAAAAACGUCGUUGGAGCCCGCCGAUCAUCUUGGAGAGUGAUUUCGUCAAUCGAACAAAAGACCGAAGCCUCCGCCAGAAAGCAACAGCUCGCUCGAGAAUACAGAGAGCGCGUUGAAAAGGAACUUAGAGAAAUUUGUUAUGAAGUAUUGGGUCUUUUGGACAAAUAUUUGAUUCCAAAAGCUAGUAAUCCAGAAAGUAAGGUCUUCUACCUUAAAAUGAAGGGCGAUUACUACAGGUAUUUGGCUGAAGUUGCCACAGGGGAAACACGAAACACGGUUGUCGACGAUUCUCAAGCCGCAUACCAGGAUGCCUUUGAAAUUAGCAAAGGCAAAAUGCAGCCAACGCAUCCCAUUCGAUUGGGUCUUGCACUUAACUUUUCAGUCUUCUAUUAUGAGAUUUUGAACUCACCCGAUAAGGCCUGUCAAUUGGCUAAACAGGCUUUCGACGAUGCGAUAGCUGAAUUGGACACGCUGAAUGAAGACUCAUACAAGGAUUCAACACUCAUCAUGCAAUUGUUGAGAGACAAUUUAACACUGUGGACGUCGGACACACAAGGAGACGGUGAUGAGCCUCAAGAAGGCGGCGAAAACUAACAAAAUCAACCAAACAAAAAUAAUUAAAUAAAAAAAAGGUUUAAAUAUCACA
Molecule: messenger RNA, 1105 nt
Organism: Contarinia nasturtii (swede midge)
Lineage: Eukaryota; Metazoa; Arthropoda; Insecta; Diptera; Cecidomyiidae
Gene: 14-3-3zeta
Product: 14-3-3 protein zeta
Exons: 6
Coding region: 307-1053 (248 amino acids)
Biological process (GO): signal transduction
Cellular component (GO): cytoplasm
Source: RefSeq, a predicted model, not a curated record